AUGCGUAUUUGGUGUUCGAAGUCCUCCCAGGAGCGUCGGAAUCUAGCAGACAAGGUCCUGCAAUUAUUCUCUACUGGAUCAUCUUCCAUUAGUGUCUCGACGAGUCUAAAUUAUGGUUCAAGGCCUAUUACACGUCGUCCAGGUGUUGAGGAGAUUAAGAACUGUAUACUCACAAGUGUCUACCCGUGUUUACCACCUCAGUGUGAUCCAUUACGUGGUGAAAUCUGGCAAGUCUUAUUGCAUGUCUAUAAGCGGAAUCAACAUGGUUCUGCUGCUCAGGAGUUUGAUCGGAUGUUACAACGACUUGGAAAAUUGCCACGAGAUGCUGUUUUAUGUCAAGAAUGUCAUGAGGUGGCAGAAAUGCUGGCACCCAUGGAGAUUAAGACGAGAGAGCGGAUUCAACAGGAAGUGGAAGUUUUACUCAUGUGGUUCUUAACAACAAAGAGUGUUGCCUACUCCACAGGCAUGGCACGUGUUGUCGCGUGUUUUUUUAUCCUGAAAAUGCCACUGGCGACGAUUUAUGACUGUUUUUAUCAAUAUUGUGCACAGUUUUUACCACAUUUUGUCGUCGCUGAUAGUUUGUUUGCAGAUGUGUCCUCGGCAUUGAAUGCUGCUGGUGGUAGUACUGCUGGUGGUAGUAGUACUGCUGGUGGACAAGUUGGAAGCAAUCGAGGAAGUAGUAGUAGUAUGGAUGAAACUUAUUCUGGACAUAGAGGAACGUUAGAACGAUCAAGUUCGAUGGACUCGACGUCGUCGUUAGGAGAGGAAACAAAACGACGUGCGGACGAUGAAGAAGCACAGACAUUAAAACGUGAACGACAACAAUUGGUGGAACAGUUGCUGAGUUAUCAUGCACCACAACUUGCAUAUUGUUUGAAUCAAUGGUGUGGCAAUGAAUGGAGUGUAGCAGGCAAAUUGUUUGCUGCUGACUUUUUGAUGGGACAUUUGUACCAGGUUAUACCACCAGCUGCAUUUGUAUACGUGAUGGACCAGUAUUUGUUGACAGGUGACUCGCUCUUUGGACUGUUUUUCGUGAUUGCCGCGCUGAUUCAGCGAGAGGACGUGCUGUUGGACUGUGGAUCGACGCAGGAGGUGCAAGAACAGAUUUGUGCGGCCUUUGACGCAAAGGCGUUUGCUGAUGAAGAAAAUGUCCGCUUCUUAUGUCUAUUGGCGUCUCGUCUGCGUGGCAAGACACCUAAGACGUACAAGUGUUCACAGCGUGAGGCCACAACUGACAUCCGAUGCUCUUCGCGUCAAGCAAUUGAGAUUGCUUAUGGCUCGGGUGCUAGUACAGUUGCUAGGAAGGUGCGGGCUUUAUCUAGUAACGAAAGCAUGAGUGGGCCACCUUCAGGUGGUCUUAGUGCACCAUCAUCCUCGGAUCGAAAGUCGACUGCUGAAGCUGCGGUGGAUAUGUCGCAGUGGGUAAUGAAAGAGUCUCGCUCGAUUGCAGGCAAAAUAUUCUGGUACCACACGCAGACAGGAAAAACACAGUGGGAGCACCCCGCUGAAAAACACGAUCCGCCAUCAGCUUAUUUCGCACUACCUAUUAGCGUCGAGGAAGUGGGUGCACAGCUCAUGGGUGGUGGUGAGAAAGGUGGUGGUGAGAAAUUAAGCGAUCAGCAGCAAGCUCCAGGCAGUUUGAGUCCUCGUUUUUUUGUUGUUGAUUGCCGGGGUUUACGUAGCUCGGAUGAUCUAAAGAGUGGUCGCAUUCCGGUGGCGUAUACUUUAGACCCUUCAGUGUUUGAUUCACCUGAACUAUUAGCAAAGAGUAUGGAAGCUUUCAACCCAAUGAAGUCUCAAGUCCAUGUUGUUUUAGUCGGCCAUGGUGUUGGUGUUCCUCCUGAGCUAGCUACGUCCGAAGACGUGAAAAUGAGUAUUCGUGACGCUGUUCAUUUGGACACGGACUGCCUCAACCAGGCUGCGAUGUUUUUCCAGAAGCGCGGGUUUCGUUUUGUGAGCAUUCUGGAUGGAGGCUAUUCGUCAUGGCAUGCAUUUAUGCGUGAUCGCCCCGGUUCGUCACCACAGGAACUAUUGAACCACGUUGCUGAUCAGUGCGUUUACUGCCGGUACGACACAAUCCUACGCACAGGUCGGGAUCCACUGAAGAAAAAGUCAAAGCUGAAGAAGCCGCGCCGCAAAAAGUCAAUGCCCACUACAACAUCAAUGCCUGUGAACGGUGGGACUGGCGACGCAAGUAUCUUCUCGACAAGCGGUUUCAGUCAUAGAAAAAGUGGUAGCAUCGGUAGUAGCGGUACGCCUAGCGUUAGACGCCAGCUAUCUCUUUCUCGUAGCUCAAUUACGUCGAUGAGAAGUAAGCUCUCAGAGGUGUCCAUUCCAAUGAAGUGGGGGUGGAAGCGGAGGUCGUCGGCCAGCGCAAGCAUCCAGAACGACAGUGGCUCAUCAUCCGAGACGGCGACAGCAGAAGAUGGCGGCAGCGAUCACGGUUCGUCCGUGGACGACCAGGAAGAAAAAUAUGACGAGGCGACGCAUGAAAUGCUUCGUUCUGCACUUGAAGAACCUGAGGACCCAGACGUGGAUGCUGGCGUAGAUAUAGAUGUCAAGGAUUCCAAGUUUGUCGGCGUCUUUACUAUAGACUACAGCGAUGACGAAAUUGAAAUUGAAGACGAAGGAAACACUAAAGAAGACAUGACCGAGCUUGGUGGCUCCACAUCAAUGGCAAUGGACGUAUCGAAGGACGUUAAGCACGAGACGGUUGCUGGACUUGGUGCUGUUUUAGGAAGUGAGGCUGAGCCAACGACAUUGGUAUGA
Peronospora belbahrii is the source of this 2769-nucleotide messenger RNA. Lineage: Eukaryota; Oomycota; Peronosporomycetes; Peronosporales; Peronosporaceae. The record is from the annotation of a GenBank genome assembly.